Elephantulus edwardii (Cape elephant shrew) is the source of this 1040-nucleotide messenger RNA. It is a transcript of the gene LASP1, whose product is annotated as LIM and SH3 protein 1. Gene Ontology annotation, molecular function: actin filament binding. Lineage: Eukaryota; Metazoa; Chordata; Mammalia; Macroscelidea; Macroscelididae. The record is from RefSeq and is a predicted model, not a curated record. The coding region runs from base 1 to 792 and encodes 263 amino acids. The transcript is spliced from 7 exons. Gene Ontology annotation, cellular component: focal adhesion.
AUGAACCCCAACUGCGCCCGGUGCGGCAAGAUCGUGUACCCCACGGAGAAGGUGAACUGUCUGGAUAAGUUCUGGCAUAAAGCAUGCUUCCACUGCGAGACCUGCAAGAUGACACUCAACAUGAAGAACUACAAGGGCUAUGAGAAGAAGCCCUACUGCAACGCACACUACCCCAAGCAGUCCUUCACCAUGGUGGCCGACACUCCGGAAAACCUCCGCCUCAAGCAGCAGAGUGAGCUCCAGAGUCAGGUGCGCUACAAGGAAGAAUUUGAGAAGAACAAGGGCAAAGGCUUCAGUGUGGUGGCAGACACACCAGAACUUCAGAGAAUCAAGAAGACCCAGGACCAGAUCAGUAAUAUAAAGUACCACGAGGAGUUUGAGAAGAGCCGCAUGGGCCCCAGCGGAGGUGAAGGGCUGGAACCAGAGCGCCGAGACUCCCAGGACAGCAGCAGCUACCGACGGCCCCAGGAGCAUCAGCAGCAGCAGCCUCACCACAUCCCGACCAGCACCCCAGUUUACCAGCAGCCCCAGCAGCCACCGAUGGCCCAGUCCUAUGGUGGCUAUAAGGAGCCUGCAGCCCCCGUGUCCAUACAGCGCAGCGCCCCAGGCGGCGGUGGGAAGCGGUACCGCGCCGUGUAUGACUACAGUGCAGCCGAUGAGGAUGAGGUCUCCUUCCAGGACGGGGACACCAUCGUCAACGUGCAGCAGAUCGACGACGGCUGGAUGUAUGGGACCGUGGAGCGCACCGGUGACACGGGCAUGCUGCCGGCCAACUACGUGGAGGCCAUCUGAGCUACAUGGUGGCCGCCGGCAGCACCCUGCCCACCCUCCGUCUUCAGUGCAUUCCACAGCAUCACAUCCGUCUGAGGUGCCAUCCGGCGCUUGGGAGUCUCUGAUUUUUUUCAAUCUGCAACAGCUUGUUUCCUCCCGUCCCCCCUCCAGCUUCUUUUGCCAACUGAAGCCUUGUCUGCCAUUCCCUCGGGCUCCUCCUCUGGCUGGUUUCCCCCUUGGACAACUUCUGGGUUUUUCUCUCUGGAUGG